AUGACGAAUCCCCGCUGCGUCUUCAACGCAGCUUCUGCUCUUCGUCGAGUAUUUCUCUCGGGAUUCCCUAUCGAAUCAUCCACAUCCGCAUCGGCAUCAACGUCCCUCCUACGCAACUCCCCCAUAUUUUCUUCCUCCUCCUCCUCUUCCCACCUGCAAACUCGCAUCCAAACCCGCAGCGUCUUCAAAAGCACCUCCACCGCCGUCGCCGAACAGCGUCUUCCGCGGGACACGGAAAUCACGGCGCCCUUUCUGCGACUCAAAAAUGCCGAAGGGAAACUCGACGCUCCGGUGCGCACGGCGCAGAUUCUCCGCUCCGUGGAUCGCAAAACCCACAUGUUGGAGGUGAUUGCCUUGUCGGACGAGGGGCUCGCGCCCAUUGCGCGGAUUGUGAAUAAGCGGGACUUGUUUCAGAAGAAGAAAGAGGUGAAGAAGAGUAAGAAUCCGGGGACGGUGACGAAAACGAUUGAGAUGAAUUGGGCGAUUGAGCGGAAUGAUUUGGGACAUCGGUUGGAGAAGAUGAGGGGGUUUUUGGAGAGGGGGAAUAAGGUGGAGGUUAUUUUGGCGGGGAAGAAGAAGGGGAGGAAGGCGUCGGUGGAGGAGGCGGAGGGGGUGAUUGCGAGGAUUAGAGAGUUUGUGGCGGGGGUGGAGGGCGCGAGGGAGAGGGUCAAGAUGGAGGGGAAGGUGUUGGGGAUUGCGGUGUUGAGUUUUGAGGGGAGGGUGGGGAAGAAGGGGGAGGGGAAUGGGAAGAGGGAGGAGGGGGGUGGGGGGAAGGUAGAGGGAGAAGAAAGUAGAGGGAGAGAAAGUAGAGGGAGAGAAAGUAGAGGAGAGUGGAGAGGGUAG
This is a messenger RNA of Botrytis sinoallii, 843 nucleotides long. RefSeq lists its product as uncharacterized. The transcript has a single exon. Gene Ontology annotation, cellular component: mitochondrion. Bases 1 to 843 code for a protein of 280 amino acids. Gene Ontology annotation, biological process: mitochondrial translational initiation; ribosome disassembly. The record is from RefSeq and is a predicted model, not a curated record. NCBI's taxonomy places the organism in Eukaryota, Fungi, Ascomycota, Leotiomycetes, Helotiales, Sclerotiniaceae. Gene Ontology annotation, molecular function: ribosome binding; translation initiation factor activity.